CGGGGUAGUACCCAAUCCGCGUCCGUCCCCAGUAAUCCAUGUUCGAUAUCAACAGAGUAGCCUGAUGGAAAACUUCGGUCUCUCACACACGUCUCAGAUUAACACGUGUGCCCGCCGGACGAGAAGCAGAGCGUCUCUCUAUCGAUUUUCCUGUUUUAGGGUUUAGGGUUUCAGCUCUUCCGGAUUCAAGCUCUUUCUCCUUCCCAAAAAUGGGAAAGAGAGUGAAAACGAAGGCGAAGGUGGAAGAAGAAGAGAUGGAAAAAUCCACGUCGUUAAGAUAUCUGAGCAGCGACGAAGACGAGGCAAACGAGGAUCUGAGCCUCGAGAUCGUCGAGAGGGCGAAGAGGAGAAGGGGCGAGGAUUCGGUGGAAUUCGAGCAGACUAUUUCUCGAUCGGCCUCGGGUGUCGUUACCGUGGCUCUGUCGCGUUUGGAUGGAGUUGAAAUCGCCGCGGGCGGAGGAGAGGUGAAGAAGAAGGAGAAAGUGAAGAAGAAGAAGAAGAGGAAGAAGGAGAUUGAAGAAGAGGAAGAUGUUGAUGUCGUAAAGGCAGAACAAUGUUUAGUAACACCCAGUGAUGUGGAUGCAGAAGCAAUUAGAAUAUUCGACAAUGAUAUAAUGGAAGAAGAGAGCUUCGUGAGAGUUGAAGAUGUGGACUUGGAAGCUAUUGGAAUAUUGGAUAAUUUUGUAAAAGCAGAAGAACCUCUGGAAACCAUUGCAGCUGAAAGAUCAGAUAAUGUUGUGCUACGGAAGCUUCUUCGUGGACCUCGGUAUUUUGACCCACCUGAUAGCCGGUUGGAAACAUGCUAUAAUUGUGGCGAGGAAGGUCAUAUUGUGGCAAAUUGUACAGAGGAGAAGCGGAAGAAGCCGUGCUUUGUCUGUGGAAAGUUCGGGCAUGGUGCCAGGCAAUGCACACAGGGGCAGGAUUGUUAUAUCUGUAAAAGAAGAGGCCACUUGGCAAAGAACUGCCCAGAGAAACACAAAGGGAGCACCCAAAAUUCGAAAAUCUGUCUACGCUGUGGAGAUAUAGGGCAUGAUAUGUUAUCAUGUAAAAAUGAUUAUGUACUAGAUGAUCUGGAGGAGAUCCAGUGUUACAUUUGCAAGAAAUUUGGACAUCUUUGUUGUGCGAAUAUCAUAGAUGCUGGUUCAAGAGAAGUUUCAUGUUACAACUGUGGCCAAUCAGGCCACACCGGUUUAGGAUGCGCAAAGGUGCGCGGGGAGAUGAAUGAUGCAGUGUCACCUACUUUAUGCUAUAAAUGUGGAGAAGAAGGGCAUUUUGCACGGGGGUGCAAAAACUCUGCUAAGUCUGGUUGGUGGAUUGGAGAACCUUCAACGCCUACUCAGAGACUUUCUAAAGAAUGCAGAGACCUGAGAUUUAGAUCUGCACCUCAUGAUGUUGGUAAAGUCCAUAAAAAGAAGAGAAAGUCUAUUGAAGGGAGAAAGAUUAUGAGCUCUGGGAAAUCAAAACAGAGGGGUGGUUGGCUUACUGAUGAUCCAGGAGAACCCAAGAGAAAAGCCAAAAUGAAGGGUUGGACGUCUCCUUCAACACCGGCCAAAAAGGAUCACAAGCUUUAUAAUUUCACGCCUGAUCGGCAUCUUUCAAGCUCUCAAUCUCCUUUUAAGAAGCACAAGAUUGUCCCAGGAACUUCAAGUUCAAAUGCUUCGAAGACGCCUUUCAAGCAUGGAUUUUCAGCCUCAAGGUUCAGUAAUUCUAGGGGUCAUUUUGGGAACCGAGACUUUUAAGGUUAAAAUAGACGAGAGAGAAUUGCUAUUCGAAGGAGAUAAAAGCUGCCCAAUCAAUUUGCAAUGUCCUGAAAAUGAAGUGCUAUGCAUAGGGAUGUCUUCUACACCACCAGGCUGUUGCUUUGCCAAAAUUUGAGCAGAUUCUGGUUGUUGCAUCUGUUAUUACCUUACCAGCCCGGUCAAGCCAGGACUUGUCUGGGUCAACUAGGGCAGAUUGCUAACCAGAAUCAGGCUACGCAGGAGGGCUGAAACUUCGGCGAAGCACCGUGCACAAACCGGACAUCCGAUCGUCCUGAAAUUUGGUGUGAAGGUGGACCACCCCUGGCUGACCAGACCCAAGUUGGCCGAUUUCAGAUUCGUAGGCCCCACACACGUGCGGCCAGGAUCCCACGCACAUGCGUCUGGGCCCAACUGCUGUCCACACGUGUGGAUCAUAUCGGAGCUUUGGAGCCAUCGAUCUGCCUGCAGAUUUUGGUGCAAAACAAGGGCAUGAAUCUUGCUGCACUUCUCCAGGCAUUGUUUCUGUACAUGACAAUCGGCGGAUGGGAAUAAUGUUUAGAACCAGCUUAGUUUCAUCUUCCAGGUGAUUGCUAUCUGGAAUUUUGCUAGAUUAAAAGCGCUUUUAAUUUAUCUUAUUUUUCCAGGAA
Messenger RNA from Magnolia sinica, 2386 nucleotides. RefSeq lists its product as uncharacterized. Lineage: Eukaryota; Viridiplantae; Streptophyta; Magnoliopsida; Magnoliales; Magnoliaceae. Bases 210 to 1739 code for a protein of 509 amino acids. The record is from RefSeq and is a predicted model, not a curated record. Gene Ontology annotation, molecular function: zinc ion binding; nucleic acid binding. The transcript is spliced from 10 exons.